UGGCAUCACUACUGAAAUGUAAAAAGAAAAUAGUCUGAAUUUCGCUUAAUUUAAAGGAUACAGCUUGUUGAUAUUAGCUCCUCAGUUUUGGAAGUGUUUCUGCAUAAUAUUCUAUUGAUGACCUCAUCAUGGAUAAUUCUGUUAUUGCAAAAAGUGGUUGGCUUUACCGCCAAACUACAGUUCUAAAAAAGUGGCAAAAAAACUGGGUCGAGUUAUAUAGAGAUGGCCAUUUGAAAUAUUAUGAAACUGAAUGUAGUCCUAAUGCAGAAGACACAAUAUUUAUGCCAACGGAAUGUUUGGCUAUAAAAGCUGGUUUGCAAGUAGAAGCAGUUCAACCCCCUGAUGGUUACGGAAUUCAUAACUUGUUAUCCAUUAUUACAUCUACAGGAAAAACAUGGAUAUUUUGUGGUGAAUCCUCCGAUGAUAUGAGGGCUUGGCAGUUGGCUUUAGAGCAAGCCCGACUAUUUGGUAUGCAUCCCCAGAUGUCUGCACAAGCUCCUCAAUAUAUGGCAGCUUAUAAUCCUGGCUUUCUCUCUGCAUAUGGUGGUGAUUCAUCACUGCCAUAUAUGCCACAGUUUGCAUACCCUCCACCAGCUUACUAUGGUUAUCCUGGUUUGCAAUACAUGUCUACAGCUCCAGGACAAGCUGCUUUAGUUUACCAGCCUGAAAGGUACAUUCGACCAGAUGGUUCAGAUGUUGGCCUUGGCAUGUUGGGGAGCCCAGCAGUUGGCCCUCUCUCUUGGGGUCCAUUAUUGUGGUGGUGAACUCUAAAAUGCUUGUACUAAGCUACCAUGAUUUAUUAUUUCAUUUUAUUUUGUUGCUUAUGUUGUGAGUGAAUUUUUUCUAGUCCAAAAUUCUUCAUUGUUUGUUCCAAAAAAGAAAAAAAAGUUAUUUAAUUGAAAAUAUGUGUGUGUAUGGUUUUGUUAGAAUGGAAUUAGAUAUAAUUUCAUUCUAAAAGUAGUAAAAAAUGUGUCUAAUUCAUGAACUUUAAUAUAUGUAGAAAUAUUGGAACAUAAUCAGCUAUUUAAUGUAUACAUUAAAACAUGCUCUGCUCACAUUCUAAGAAUAUCAUUAGAAAGAGAGAAAGAAAAUGGAUUUGUUACCUUUUAUUCAUUGAAAUCAAAUACUUCAAAAGCCAAAAACAUAUUUAAAUGCCUGCAAGGAAAAAAAAAACUUUGCUCUGUUAGCCUAACAAUUCAAAAAAUAAAUACAAAAGUAAAACUUUCGAUUAAAGCAAAUUUCAAUAUAAUUUAUGUUAACAUGUCUAUAAUUUUAUCUAGAAAUUACUGCUCGAUAAGGCCUCUUAUGUUUUCAUUUUGCUAAAAAUGCAAUGAUGAAAAUUGAUGAGCCUAACCUAUUUUGUUCUUACUGCAACAACUUUGUAAAUUUUUCAGAAUCAUGUAACUUAAAAAUAUUUUUUCUAUGAACAAUACAAUACUGAAUAUUUGAAUAUUAUUGCAUGUAAGUAAAUGUAAAGUUAAUUUUCAAUGUUUCUCUACAAAUACUCAAUUUGUUUAAAAAAUCCGUCUCAUUUACAGCUUAGAACAGCUUUUACCUAUGUUAUCAUUAUUUUCAUUAAUAUUGGUUUUACUACUCUCCCUGAGAUUAAUAGCUAUGACAAUUAUAUUUGAAAUGUACCAGCAUAAUUAUUUUUUUUCUUAAAUUAUUGUUUUAAGGUUUGUAUUUUUAACAUACAUGUUUAAAGUUUUCUUAAUGUAUCAUCCUUUAUCUAAAAUAAAACUAUACAGCUACUUCAGAAAUAGAAUGGCUGAAGUAGUUUAAAACUAAUAACUUAGUUUUUAAAUUUUGUAUAUUUAAUUUUAAUUGUGUUCUCCAAGUAGGUGUUGCAUGUUCAAUAAAAAUGUUGAUUUUAUUUUCCAUUAAUAUAUAUACUCAAUCAAACUCCAGUGAUUUAUAUUGAAAACUGAAACUAAAUCAAGUAUAUCAAAAGACAAAUUAUUAUUAUUUUAGUAAAGAAAUUUGUCGAUUAAAAAGGUUACAAUAUGUAGGAAUUUACAACAAGAAAAAAAUACUUGACAGUUAAAGUUAAUCCACAGUUAAAUCAUGAAAUGAAAUUUGAAUUUCUUUUUUGUCAUAGCUUUUCGUCCAUGAAUUAAACUGAAACAAACUAGACUAGAUUUUAUAUGUUUCAUAAAUUAUAUAUUUAAUACUUUCUGUGUGAGUGUUAUUUAUUGCUUUUGUGAAAUUUUUAUUGGAUGUUUUUAUGCAUAGUUUUUAUGUAAUGUUUUUAUCUGUAUUGUCCACUGCUGAUGAAUAGAAAGCUUUUGUUACUAAAUUCUAUAGCGGAGGACAAAGAGUGUAAAUAGAAUUGUGUAUAAAUAGAUGUUCUAAAUGUAUCUAUAUGUAAUUCACAUAACAUAUGUGAAGUUAUCUGAAUUGUAAAUUUUAAUUUGUAGCUAGUAGAAGAAAUUUAGCUAUGAAGUCUUAUAUGCAAUAUGUUCAUUAUUUCACAUUAAAAAAAUUUUGCUUA
Molecule: messenger RNA, 2491 nt
Organism: Uloborus diversus
Lineage: Eukaryota; Metazoa; Arthropoda; Arachnida; Araneae; Uloboridae
Product: pleckstrin homology domain-containing family B member 2-like
Exons: 8
Coding region: 129-764 (211 amino acids)
Biological process (GO): regulation of cell differentiation
Cellular component (GO): membrane
Source: RefSeq, a predicted model, not a curated record